This is a messenger RNA of Biomphalaria glabrata, 20588 nucleotides long. RefSeq lists its product as uncharacterized. NCBI's taxonomy places the organism in Eukaryota, Metazoa, Mollusca, Gastropoda, Planorbidae. Bases 389 to 18667 code for a protein of 6092 amino acids. The transcript has 49 exons. Gene Ontology annotation, molecular function: zinc ion binding. The record is from RefSeq and is a predicted model, not a curated record. Gene Ontology annotation, cellular component: membrane.
AUGGGAACACCUUCUUAUUGUGCAGCCUAAUUACUUCAAAAUGUCAAAAGAGCUACACUAUGAUCUCACGGACCUAUAAAACCCUUUGAAAUCGUGUUAAGGGGGGAUUAAUUCACGUUCUGAAGACUUUAGUCUUAAGUCUGUCCGGCUUUGUGUAGCCGUCAACAAAUGAUUUAUGGAGCCUAACUCUACGUAACUUUGCUUGUAUGUAUCUGUACAAUACUGUGAAAGCGAGAGCAAUGUAGAAUUCAUGGACAAAUACUUAACUGGUGAUUGAAUUAUUGAACAAGAAUCUCGCGGAUGUUUACUCAAAGACUAAGUUUGGUCAUACAUUUGGACUAUACUCCUGUGAUAUCUACUGUGUAAAUACUAUUCUCUGUGACUGAAAAUGAAUUCAAAUCCAGUUUUUGCAUUCUCUGCCUUGAAGUUGCUGUGUUACCUCUUGGUACUAUCAAGUCUAGUAGACGUCGUCCAGCCAGCUGGCAUCAAAGAGAAAUGCUCUACCGACGCCGACUGCAAAGUGUUGAGAUCUUCCUGUCGCCCUGACGGCUGUCAAGGCUACCAGUGUUUUUGUAACAAAGGCUACAUUUACGACAGAAACAAGGUCACCUGUGAGAAAGCUGCCAACGUCAGGGAGUCUUGCACCGGAGGGGAGAAGUGUCUCUCCAUCAUGGCCGUCUGCCAGAAUGGUAUCUGUCAGUGCAGCAAGUACUUUGACUACGUUGAGUCUCUUCAGAAGUGUUCUUUCCCAAAAGGCAACAUCAUCGGUGAGCCUUGUGACACAAAGGAUAACUGUACAGAACCAACCGGAAGCUGUGUAAAUGGUUAUUGCGCAUGCGGGGAUGGUUAUAGGAUGAAAACGGAAGAGGAAUUCUGGGUCGAUCCACAAAAUACAAAUGAGUGCGUCAUUUCCUCUUUUUCACUGUAUUACUGCAAUGGAGUCUACGUGACACCCACCCCGCCUAACGUGACCAUCAACGCUGGAGAGCCGUGUACGGGACCCAAGCAGUGUGUGGUGAACGCCCGUUGUACUGCCAAUGUCAGUGGCAUAUGUCUGUGUGACAGCGAUUACUAUAACGAUGGCGGAACUUGCUAUCCAAGACGAAAGGCAGGUGACCCUUGCUUUGGUACCGGGCAGUGUGUCUACAACUCGGAGUGCUCUUCGACAAUGGGUGGCACCUGUGACUGUCGAUCUGGCUACUACGGGAGCGGAGGAAUCUGUGUGGAAGCAAUAUGGCCGCUUCACAAAUGUGAGAGUUAUGGUCAGUGCGUGGACUUUGCAGAGUGUGGGGUCGGCACUUCCGGUGUCUGUGAAUGCAAUACCGGAUACUAUCCCAACAUCAGCGUGUGCUCUGAAGUCAUUAAUGCCGGCAAGCCUUGCAGUGACAUUGGUCAGUGUGUCAGCAACGCCGAGUGCGUGGACGACGUCUGUACGUGUAACAAAGGGUAUUUCAACUUCAACGGUUUUUGUCGAAUAGCUGCAAAAGUGGGUCAAUUGUGUAACCCUUCCAAUUGUGUCCAAAAUGCCAAGUGUAUCAAGAGCCCAACUCUGAAGUGUGUCUGCGACACAAACUAUUACAACUUGAACGGUUUCUGCGAGAAAAAGAUACCCCCAGAGUUAAAAUGCCCAUUCAAGAACUCAUGCGUUCAAAACGCAGAAUGCAACGCUGUAAAAGAUGGAAUCUGCAAGUGUAAUGAGAACUAUUACCCAGUUGGAGAAGACUGCAAGACUCAAGUACCAGCGUCCUACCCUUGCCCUAAACUCGGCAUCUGUGUCGAGUUCGCUGAAUGUACCUCGGCCACUGGGGGCGGCGUCUGCAACUGUACGGAGGGAUACUUUAACUCGAACGGGGCCUGUCUUCCGGUCAUCCUUGCGGGCAAGUCGUGUACUGGCCUGGGCCAGUGUGUGCCCAACGCUGAAUGUUCCACGCCCGCUGGAGGGUUCUGCCAAUGCAACGAUGGCUAUAUCGAACUGGACAUCAAAAGAGGCUACUGCUCCGCUUACAAGCUGCCCGGCCAAGACUGCACGAACACCGAUAGGUGUGUGAAUAACGCCGUCUGCAGUGACGCCGUCCAGGGAGUAUGUGAGUGCGGGCCAGCUUACUACCCAACGAAGACAAACUGUCAGGCGAGAAUCAAGCCAAACAAAACAUGCCCCGCUAUUGAUACGUGCAUCAAAUUCGCAGAGUGUGUGGACGGAGUGUGCCAAUGUAAUGAUGACUAUGUCGCCUGGGAAGAGAAGUGUGUUUUGAGAAUCUCGGUUCAAAAAGCUUGUACCAUUUCGGAACUGUGCACGCAGAACGCUGAAUGUACGGGUGGAAAAUGCGAAUGUAUUACAGCAUUUUACGCAUCGGGAGGAAAAUGUAAGCCCCUUGUUAAAUCUGAAGAUGUUUGUCCCGAUGGCCAAGGAACAUGUAUAAGUAACGCUGAGUGUGUACGAGGAAUAUGUUCUUGUAAUGCUGGGUUCUACGCCAAAAACGGAAGCUGUUUUCCUUUGAUUAAAUCGACUCAGCCAUGCGACGGGAAGGGACAGUGCGUGACCAAUGCUGAAUGCGUCAAUGGAGUUUGCCAGUGCGACCUCGGCCACUUCGCCAAGAACGGGUCCUGCCCCGCAAACGUUCCAGCCACGGACCGGUGCGACGCGUCGGAUGUGUGCGUCAACAACUCCGAUUGCGUGAACGGGACUUGCGUCUGCGGCAGCGGGUACUUCCCGAAGAACGGGGUGUGCAACCUUCUCUUGCAGCCUAACAAAGCCUGCGACGGCGCUGGGCAGUGCAUACUGAACGCUGAGUGCAUAGGCACGGUGUGCACCUGCGAAGCCGACUUCUUCGCCAAGAAUGAGAUCUGCGAGGUAAAGAAAACCCCGACCACGCCCUGCCAGAACUUCCCAGGUGAGUGUGUGGCCAACGCAAGCUGUGUGACCAAUGCCUGUAAAUGUGAUGCCAACUUCUAUGCCAAGGAUGGACGGUGUUUGCUGGUCAACAAUGCAAACCAGUCGUGCGAAGGCGGGAUCCAAGGAGAGUGUACCGAGAACUCCGCCUGCCUCGCAGGAUCUUGUCUCUGCGUCCCUGGCUUCUACAACCGGCUGGGGAAGUGCCAGCCACUCAUCCAGGUCAAAAGCAAGUGCGAGGACAUAGCUGGCGAGUGUGUAUCGAACGCUGCAUGUCUGGGCGGACAGUGUCAGUGUUUGGCAGGUUACUACCCUAAGAACGGCAAGUGUGAGCCUUUGAUCAACUCUACACAACCCUGUGACAACACGCCAGGAGAGUGCAUUCAGAACGCCUCUUGUAUCUCCGGGGCAUGUACCUGUAACAAAGGUUUUUACGCAAAGCUUGGCGGAUGCAACACACUGGUCCCGGCCACGGAAGCAUGUGACGGCACCCCAGGAGAGUGCGUCAACAACUCACAGUGCACAGGAGCGGUGUGCAACUGCAACGAUGGAUUCUACGCCAAGCUCGGCAAGUGUGACGUCAUACGGAAAGUGACGGAAACCUGCGAGAGUCUUCCCGGAGAGUGCGUUCCAUCAGCCGAGUGCGUGUCCGGAAAAUGUGAGUGUCUCAAGGGCUACUACGCCAAAGACGGAUCUUGCUUCUUAAAGAAAAUAGCUACAGACACCUGCCAGAAUCUACCAGGGGAGUGUGUGGACUUUGCCACUUGUAAAGCAAGCGUCUGCACCUGCAACAGCGCCUACUACGACAAGAAAGGUCAGUGCGUGGACAAGAUCAACGCCACCUUACUUUGCGACAACGUGCCAGACGAGUGCACCGACAACGCCACCUGCUCCAAUGGAAGGUGCCGCUGCGAUGAAGGCUUCUACGCUAAGCUGGGCAGGUGCCACGUUCUUAUACCCAGCAAGGGCGCUUGUGAAGGAGUACCAGGGGAAUGUACUCAAAAUGCCGUCUGCGAAGCUGGAAUUUGCUCAUGCCUACAAGGUUAUUACGCUAAAUCUGGAAAGUGCGAGCCUAAACUCAAGGCCAAAACUGCGUGUGAAAACAUUGCUGAGGAGUGUGUGACCAACGCCCAGUGCGUCUCAGGAGUGUGUGAGUGCGUCACUGGCUACUUCCCUAAAGAUGGCUACUGCAGCGGGAGGAUCAAUGCCACGAAUCCAUGUGAGGAGCUGGUGGGGGGCUGCGUGGCCAACGCCAAUUGCAUCAAGUCUGUGUGCACCUGUAUAGACGACUACUAUGCCAAGCUUGGCCAAUGCUUACCUGUUAUCCCCGCUAUGAAAGCCUGUGAAGGUCUAGCGGGUGAAUGCACAGACUUUGCGAACUGUACUGAUGGAUCUUGUCAGUGCUUGACGGGCUACUACGCCAAAGACACCGUGUGCGUCGAAAACAUAAAAGCGCUGAGUCCCUGCGAAGGACUCAGCGGUGAGUGUGUGGACCACGCUUCCUGCAUCUCAGCAGCGUGCACGUGUGACCAAGGAUUUUACCCCAAAAACGGUCAGUGCACUUUAAAGAACAACGCGACUUCGCAGUGCGAAGGCAUUGCUGAUGAGUGCGUGGACAACGCAGUUUGCGACCUGGUCACGUCUAAGACUUGCACCUGUGUGGACGACUACUACGCCAAGAGUGGCAGCUGUCUGAAGACGAUCAACGCCAGUCAGCCUUGCGAAGGGGUAUCCGGAGAAUGUGUCAAGAAUGCCCAGUGUCAGAACGGGAGCUGCCAGUGCGAUGGAAGCUACUACAACCGCUUUGGCUUGUGCAAACCUCUGAUCAACGCUACAGCUCCCUGUGAGGGAAUUUCCGGCGAGUGCGUCAGCUUCUCUUCCUGCCUCAAUAAAGUCUGUCAAUGCGAGGACAAUUUCUACGCCAAGCAGGGUGCGUGUAACGUCAAGAAAAAUGCCAGCCAAUCUUGCGAAGGUCUCUCUAACGAGUGCACUGAAAACGCAGGCUGCGUGAACGGAGCGUGCACUUGCGGCGAUGGGUUCUACAAUAGAAUGGGACUUUGCCAGAGGCUGAAAAACGUCACACAAGGGUGCGAAGGCAUUGCUGGCGAGUGCACAACGCACGCAUCCUGCGUGAACACCUCUUGUGUAUGUGAUCCAGGCUUUUAUAACAAGUUUGGUUUGUGCCACGUCAUACAGAAGGCCGAAGAAACGUGCGAUGGAGUAGUUGCUGGAGAGUGUACACAAAAUUCAACCUGCUUUGACGGGUUGUGCUUAUGUGAAAAAGGAUUCUACGCCAAAUCAGGAAACUGCCUUGUCAUUAUCGAGGCUCAGAAACAGUGCGAGGGUGUGCCCAAUGAGUGCACUAGCGACUCGUCAUGCACAAUGGGGGUGUGCACGUGCAACGAUUGGUACUAUGCCAAGCAGGGGCGCUGCAACCCCCUUAUAAACGUCACCAAAAACUGCGACAACACCGCCGGGGAGUGCGUGAACAACGCCACCUGCGUGAACAACAAGUGCGCCUGCGACUCAGGGUUUUACGGCAAGGACGGGCUCUGCCACAAGCUGAUCGCUGCGCUGGAGCCGUGCGACUAUACUCCCAACGAAUGCGUGGCCAACGCCCAGUGCGACCUGCUCACCGCGACGUGCCAGUGCGACGAAGACUUUUACGACGACGCCGGGAUCUGCCUCCCCCUCAAGAACGUGACAGCCAAGUGUGACGAGUCGCGGCAGUGCGUCGACAACGCCAUCUGCAGCCUCGCGGGCGCCUGCGAGUGUGACGAAGGGUUUUACGAGAUGGACCUCCAGUGUUACCCGCUGGUUAAUGUGACCCAGCCCUGCGCCCUGGACAAGCAGUGUGUGAACAACAGCAACUGUGUUUCUGGAGUGUGUCAGUGUGACCCUGGCUACUUUUCAAAAGAGGGCAAAUGUCAUGUCCUUAUAGAGGCUCUUAAGCUCUGUGACGCCAAGGGACAAUGUGUCAGCAAUGCUGAGUGUCAAGAAGUCAACGGAGCUCAGCCGAUGUGUGUUUGCAAGAAAGGCUACUUCGCUCUGAAAGGCCAGUGUCCCCCUCUGGUCAAUGCUACUGCCACCUGUCAAGAGUUUGACCAGUGUGUGGACAACGCUGUUUGUAACUGGAACACCACAGGACUCUGCGAAUGUAAAAAAGGUUUCUUUGUGGACGGUAAUUCCCUGUGCCAGACUUUGAUUUUACCAAAGGAAAAAUGUACAGGUAUUGGUCAGUGUGUUGACAAUGCUGAGUGCUCGUCCCCAGUUCCUACUGGACUUUGUCUAUGUAACAAAGGAUAUUUUGCCAAAAACUCCCAAUGCAAUCCAGUGAUCAAUGCUACCCGGCCCUGCGGUGGUCCUGGGGAGUGUGUAGACAAUGCAAUGUGCAACAACGCCACGGCCAUAUGCGAAUGUCUCCGAGGAUAUUACACUGAGACGGGUCUGUGUUACGUCCUCAAGAAGGUGGACGAGCCGUGUCAGAGAAGCGAGCAGUGCGUAAAGAACUCAGAGUGUACACCCCUUCCCGCAGGCGUCUGCAGCUGCGUAGACGGGUACUACGAUGAGGCGGGAAACUGUUUCAAGUGGAAAGUUCCAGGUCAAGGUUGUCUAGCAUACCAUCAGUGCGUACCAAACGCCAACUGCAGCGCCAACGUGGGAGGCUUGUGCACGUGCGACAAAGGUUACUUCCCAUUCAACGACACCUGUGAAAAACUGAGGAAAGAAGGACAGAUGUGCUCAGGGACAGAACAGUGUAUUGACAACGCCGCUUGUGAUAAGGGCAAGUGCACCUGUAAAGAGGAAUAUUUUGCUCUAAACGGUGACUGCCUUAUCCGGAAGAAGGCAGGAGAGGUCUGCAACGCCACUGGUCAGUGUGUGACCAACGCAGAAUGCAACAUCGGCAAUGGAGGGAUCUGUAAGUGUGAUGCUGGCUACUUUACGGACACGGACUCAAGAUGCGCAGGAAUCAUUCAGCCCAAUCAACAAUGUACAGGCAAGGGCCAGUGUGUGGCCAACGCUGAGUGCUCUUCCGACGUCAACGGCAACUGCAUCUGUGACGGCAAGUACUACGCGGACAACACGAAGUGCUCACUGAAGAAACCUCCCGCCGAGAAGUGCGCAGCGAAUGAUGAAUGUGUUUGGAAUGCUACUUGCAAUGCUGGACAAUGCACCUGCGAUCCUGGUUAUUUUCCCACCGACAAGGACUGCCAACCAUUGCUUGACGUGGGCACGCCGUGCACCGCUGCAGGACAGUGUAAAAACCUGUCUGAGUGUUCCACCAAGACAGGAGGGACCUGCGUCUGCGUUGACGGCUACUACAAGGACCAGCUGGAGUGUCUGCCCAAGCUGAAAGUGGACAUGUCUUGUUACGAGACCGAGCAGUGUGUGGACUUCUCUGUGUGCCUCCCAGACAUGGACAACCCUGCAGGGGACUUCAAGUGCACCUGCGUGGAGGGCUACUACCCUUCCAAUGGCCACUGCUUCGUUCGCAUAGACGCGGGUCUCCCUUGUGAGAAGAGCAUACAGUGCACAGUCAACGCUAAUUGUAUGAUACAAGGCAAUCUACAAGUCUGCACAUGUGACUUCGACUUCUAUCAAUCCAACGGCAAAUGCAAGCAUCUGGUUGCAGCAGACCUGCCCUGCAAGCCAACGCCCAGUAUGUGCACCCACAACGCUACAUGCACGCCUGACAUACCAGAGAGCUUAUGCAGGUGUAACCCAACUUUCUACAAGGAGCUUGGAUUGUGUCGUCCAGAGAUCCCAGCAAGCCAGGAGUGCAAGAGAACAGAGCAGUGCACACGUUUCUCAGAAUGCCUGCUGAAUGUUACUUCAGGAUUGAAAGAGUGUACCUGCAAGUUACCUUAUUACAACGAGAACGGCAAAUGUCUAGAGGACAUACGCGCUGGGGAUGACUGUGAUGCUGACUACAAGUGCACCAGCGAUGCUACCUGUUCUUACAACGGCUUCAAGCUGACAUGUACCUGCGGCGCGGACUUCUACGAGAGGGGCGGGCUGUGUGACAGAAAAAAGAACGUCACGGUGCCCUGCAGUGCACCCGGGCAGUGCAUCGUGGGGGCAGAGUGCAAGCUCGUUGGGCUCAGGGCCGAAUGCCAAUGUAUCCCAGAAUAUUACAAGGAGAACCUGGCCUGCAUUAAAAGAAUCCCUCCAACACAGGAGUGCACGGCCAUUGGUCAGUGUGUCGUUAACUCAGAGUGUCAGACAUCCCUAAACGGCACUGGCCAGGUAUGUGCGUGCAAUUCAGGCUUCUACCAAGUUGGAGACACUUGUAUGAAACUCAUAGACGCGGGUGGAACAUGCCAGGUUGACGGUUCCUGCGUACCAAACGCCAAAUGUAUGCCCGUCUCGGGAGGCAAAGAAUGUCAUUGUGAUGCUGACUAUUACAAGGAUGGCACUAAAUGUAUGCCUCGGAUAAAGGCCACUCUGCCUUGCAUCUACAUAGAUCAGUGCAUCGUCAAUGCCGACUGCGUUCGAGAUUACAAGCGGCAGCAGGCUCCGUUUGUCUGCUCCUGCAAAGAAGGCUUCUACACGUCUGAGAACAACAGCUGCGACCCUUUGAUCCCAGCAACGUCACCAUGUACGGCGAGAGGACAGUGCAUCGUAGGUGCCGAGUGCACGGGCGACAACCCUGGCAAUCUGACUUGCGUUUGUACGGAAAAGUUUUACCAUGAAGACUUCGCCUGCCAUCCUCUGAAAAAUGCAAGCCAAAGCUGCUCUAGCGCGAAUCAGUGUAUUCAGGAGGCAGAGUGUGACGGGUUUUCCUCAACAGUCAAUGGCUCCUGCGUCUGCAAGCAAGGCUUUUAUCAAGAAGGAUUGAGCUGCCUAAAGCUCAUUAACUCAAGCAAGCCCUGCAUCGAUACAUACCAGUGCGUUGAAGGUGCGCAGUGCGUGGUGCGGAAUAGGCGCCGGGUGUGCAUUUGCGACCCAGAAUACUUUGAAGACCAGAAUAUUUGCAGGCCCCUGAUCAAUGCUAGCAGCCCGUGUUCAGGAGAAGGGCAGUGCAUACCGGGAGCUCAAUGCCAACAAAAUGUUAACGACUCUGCCUCUAUGUCUUGCCAGUGUAAGGAAGGCUAUUAUGAGAACAAAGGAAACAUUUGUCAUGUCCUGGUCAAUGCAGGCAAGCCUUGCGAAGAGAGCUAUCAGUGCAUCCAAGGCGCCAACUGUACGGAAAUCGCCAGCGGGGUGAAAAACUGCCUCUGCCUAGAAAAUGUUUACUACGAAGACAGCUCAUCCAAGUGCCAGCUGCUUAUCAACGCCAGCAAGCCGUGCACGGCUGUAGGACAAUGCAUACUCGGCGCCGAAUGCAUAAAAAACCAGACCACGGCGAAAUUAAACUGUGCCUGCCAGAACGGUUUUUAUGAAGAUCCGAGAGACAAUCUGUGCAAAACGCUGAAGAAUGCUUCUACCCCGUGCGAAUGGGAUAAGCAAUGUGUUUCAGGAUCUCAGUGUACGAACACCAGUGGUUUCCCCUUGUGCAAGUGCAUCGAUACUCUUUACUUUGAAGAAAACAACGUUUGCAACGUAAGAAAGAAGGUUGACGCACCUUGCGGGAAUACUGACCAGUGCGUGAAAGGAGCUGAAUGCACCGACAGAGGUGUAUUCACGAAUGGAUCUAGCUUAAGCUGUCAGUGCUCCAAAGGAUACUUCCCCGAAAACUCCUUAUGCUUUCCGUUGAAGAACGCCAGCGCUCCGUGCAGUGCGAAAGGACAGUGUAUAAACGGAGCUGAGUGCUCUGGAUCUAAUGGCAAGACCAUCUGCGUCUGCUUGGAGGAUUUCUACAAAAGUGGAACACAAUGCGAGCCUUUGAAGAAUGCCACUAUGACUUGCGAAGACACUCGAGAGUGUAUUAAAGAAGCAGAAUGCAAGCAAGAAACAUUUUCCAUGAGGUCUAUAUGCCAAUGCAGGAAAGGUUUCUACCUUGAGGACGUCCUUUGCAAAGAGGUCAUCAACGCCACCUUGCCCUGUACCGGCCCAGGCCAGUGUAUAGAUGGAGCUGAAUGCAACGGUAAAUCUAGCUCAGGUGUCCAGACCUGCGAAUGUCUCAAAACGCAUUACCGAGAAGACUUGAAUUGCCUACCUUUGAAAAAUGUGUCCGUCCCUUGCAGUGCGGAUGAACAGUGCGUGAACGGCGCACAGUGCAUAGGAGGGAACAGUUCGUCUGGGAAUUCUCUUCUUGUAUGCGAUUGCAAAGAUGGUUUUUAUCAAAAAGGUGAUCUGUGCUACCCACAUCUUGCUGUGAACAACACCUGUGAGCACGAUGACGUUUGCGUGCCAGGCGCGACGUGCGGCCUCAACUCGACCCAGACCGUGUCUCCGGGGCAGACAGGCAAAUGUAUUUGCAACCGUCAGUUUUACAGUGACGGUAAAGUUUGUAUCCCCUUGAAAAAUGCUACAGUGGAUUGCCAGGCGGACUAUCAGUGCAUCGAAGGCGCCAAAUGCCUGCGACCUUUUGAAGAGCAGACGUGCAUGUGUGUCGGAGCAUACUUCCAGUACGAUAACGUCUGCAAAAAAUACGUUAAUGUCACGGACACUUGUGAUGCCAAAGAUAAAUGUGUUAAGAACGCCUACUGCUCUCCCCUGCCGUCAGGAGAAUCAGCCUGUGAAUGCUUACCUGAUUAUUAUGAAGAAAAUGAGCUUUGUUUAAAGAGGAUAGACAUUGGCCUUGCCUGUGACAGGAACGGCACAUGCGCAGUGGGUGGUGAGUGUUUCGGUGACUUUAAAUGCGCAUGCACUGAAGAGUUUUACCGCGUGGGACCCAGCUGCGUUCCACUGAUCAACGCCACACUUCCCUGCGAUGUGACGGCCCACUGCGUGGCUAACGCUGAGUGCAAAGGGGUGCCUCUGACAUGCCAAUGUAAGAAAGAGUUCUUUGAGACCAACGGCAAGUGCAAACAGAGCAUCGACGCCGGAGACACAUGCUCGAGGGUAGGAACGUGCACGUCCAACGCCGAGUGCAACGUGACCGGAAGCGGCGUCUGCGAGUGCCUUCGAGGUUUCUACGAGGAUUCGGGAGAUUGCAAAGACCUGAUCAAGACAGAUGGGAUCUGCACAGGACCGGACCAGUGCGUGGACAACGCCUCAUGCGACAAAGUCAACAUGACGUGUCAAUGCGACCACGGCUUUUACUCCCAGUAUGGCGUAUGUCACGUGUUGAGAAACGUCAAAGAAAAUUGUACUCUAAGUAAACAGUGCACUAGCAAUGCGGCAUGCACAAAUAAAACCUGUCUUUGUUUGCCAGAUUUUUACCAGUCUGGUCUUCACUGCCAAAAAAGAAUAAACACUUCCCAACCUUGCAACUCAUCUGACCAGUGCGUUAAAAAUGCUUCAUGUUCAGGCACAAAUAAUGCAGCAGUGUGCAAGUGUGACUCUGGAUUUUACGAAAAACAAGGACAGUGUUUCCACCUUAUUAAACCGGAUCAGCCCUGCGAGCAGGGUAUAGCUGGUCAGUGCGUAGAGCACGCUCAGUGCGACGCUUCCCACGGAAUAUGCAAAUGCGACCAAGCCUUUUACAACGAGACCGACGAGUGCCUCAAGCUGAAGACGCCAGGAGAAAGAUGUGAGCAGACGAGACAGUGCGUUUCGAAUGCAACAUGUGGUCUAGGAACUCAGCAGUGCACGUGCAACCUUGGGUUUUAUUCCGCUCAAGACGGCACGUGCAAGAAGCUUAUAACUGUGGGCGUGGCUUGUAACGAGACUAGCCAGUGUGUUUUCAACUCAAGUUGCUCCCCUUUGACUGGGCUAUGCGACUGUGAACAUGGUUUCUACGAACACCAGGGCCACUGUAAAGUGCUUAUUGACGCUGGGCAAACAUGUACCGACACCAGACAGUGUACUUUCAACGCUAGCUGUUCAGCCGUGUCUAAAACAUGCGAAUGUGGGAAAGAUUUCUACCCAGAAAAAGGGAGAUGUUAUGAUCUUAUCCGGGCCAAAAACGAUUGCAAUAGCACUAGGCAAUGUACCCAUAACUCCGAGUGCUCUGACCAAACAAAACAAUGCGAAUGUCGGACAGGAUAUUACGACAAUAAACUCGGGCUCUGCGAUACGUUGCUCAAGUCUGGCGCCAAGUGCGAGGAGUCGAGUCAGUGCACCUUCAACGCCAACUGCUCUUCUAAUUCUUCAUCCUGCGAGUGCAAUCGAGGUUUCUACGAGAAUGCGAAAUUUGAGUGCGAGGCGCUAAAGAAAGCUGGUGAUUGGUGCGACAUUACGCCGCAAUGCACAUUCAACGCUCUUUGCCUGACCAACAAAUAUGGACAGAAAGUGUGUGAAUGUGACAAAGACUAUUAUGUUUCCGUCGGAAAGUGUCUACCUUUGAUUCCUGCGUCCAACUCUUGUAACCACACCUACCAGUGCACUCAUAACUCUUCGUGUGAUCCAGGUAUAAAACAAUGCAAAUGCGCUGACGCCUUUUUCGAGGAUAUCCACGGGAAAUGCGUGGACUUGAUCCACGUCAAUCAUCCAUGUAACGGCAGCAGCCAAUGCGUUCAGUUUUCCAAGUGCGACGGCCAGCCAGCGACGUGCCAGUGCAUGGAAGGCUACUUCGGUUUAGCGGGCCGCUGUACCAACCUCCGCCAAGUGGACGAAACGUGCAACAGCUCCAAGGAAUGCGUGGACAAUGCAGCCUGCGCUCUGAAUACCGUCACGGGGAAGUGGUCUUGUCAGUGUUUUGGCGACUACUACGCCAGCAUGGGCGUGUGUGUAAAAAAGACCGACGCAGGGAUGAGCUGCUCUGAUACCAAGCACUGCACUAAUCAUUCCCAGUGCUCGCCGUCCACUCUCCUCUGUGAAUGCCUCCAUGACUACUUCAGUGAGACAGGCUUGUGUUUCAAGCGCCUGCCAACAAAUGAGAGCUGCCGAGACAGCUACCAGUGCACUCACUAUGCCAACUGCAGCAGCGACGGGAGGUGCCAGUGCUUGCCUACCCACUACAGCGCUAGCGGUGUGUGCAAGGAGCGAGUCGGUGCGGAAAAGACGAAGUGUGAGUCGAGUGAAAUGUGUAUCCAGAACUCGUUUUGUGACGUCAAUACUGGUGUCUGCAAGUGCUCGCCAGAUUUUUACGAGAACGCUAGCAAAUGUACGCCCCGUUCAGUUGUGGACGAACCCUGCAGUCAUUCAAAGCAAUGCACACUCAACGCGACGUGCAGCGCACAAGGAGUUUGCCAGUGCGGCACAAACUUUUACAACGAUACAGGCAAGUGCAAAGAGCGGGUCAAAACGGAUGUUUCAUGCGCAUCUACACACCAAUGCACACAACUUAGCGUGUGCGAUGGCACCCAAAUGGUGUGCAAAUGUCUCCCAAACUACUUCAACGCGUCAGGUCAGUGCGUCAAGAGAGUUUCAGCAGACGGCAAGUGUGAAACCAGCCACGAGUGCACCCACAAUGCCUCUUGCGAGUCCCCAGGGUUAUGCAAAUGUUUAUCGGAAUACUACACGAGCAACGGUCAGUGCCUGCCGCGAGUUCUCGUGCACGAGGCCUGCAACUCCACGCUUCAGUGCACUCAUUUCUCAAACUGCUCAGCGACAGGAAAAUGCGAAUGCCUGCCUGACUAUUACAAUGCCUCAAACGUCUGCAAUAAGCGAGUACCGGCAGAAGAGGCCUGUAAAACCACGCACCAGUGCACACAAAACUCAACUUGCGAUACAGACAAAUGUACAUGUUUACCGGCCUUCUUCAACGAAAAAGGCUCAUGCUUGCCGAGACACGAAGCGGAAAAAACAUGCAAAUCGACAUACGAGUGUACUCACAACUCUACCUGCUCGAACGGAAUCUGUAAAUGCACCGGCCAAUUUUACAACAGUUCAGGCGCAUGCUCUGUGCGGGUUGAGGCUGAAGGAAAGUGCAACUCAACUCAUCAGUGUACGCACCAUGCUGACUGUGACGCAACUGUUAAGGUGUGCAAAUGUCAGUACAACUAUUACAACGAGAGCGGCGAGUGCAAGAUCAGGAUACCUGUAGACAAACCUUGCAAAGAAAGCCACGAGUGCACGCACCACGCCAACUGCUCUCAACCCACGAGCCUGUGUUCGUGUUUAGGUGAUUACUAUAACCAAUCAGGGCAGUGCCUGGAAAGGGUUGAUGUGAAAGGCACGUGUUUCUUAACUCAUCAAUGCACGGCCAACGCAUAUUGCGACAAAUACACCGACACUUGUCUCUGCUACCCAGACUUUUACGAUGACUCCGGCCGAUGUAUCAAGCGAAAACGAACAGGCGUCACGUGCGCGUCGACACACGAGUGCGCGAUAAACUCCGUCUGCGACUUGAGCAACAAAACCUGCGAGUGCCUUCCCGAGUUUUACAAUUCCUCUGGUCUAUGCGUUAUGCGUAUCGCUGCAGGAGAAAAAUGUAAGGAGAGCCACCAAUGUACGCAUAACUCAGACUGCGGCGAGCUUUCAAACACUUGCGAAUGCCAGCCGGAUUACUUUAACGAAAAGGGCACUUGCCUGAAGAGAGUUCUUGCAGAAAAAGACUGCACCGGUACAUAUCAAUGCACCCACAACGCCACCUGCUCCAAACUGGACGACGUCUGCAAGUGCCUCAAAGACUUUUUCAACAUAGACGGGCGCUGCCUAAAGAGGAUCGACGCUGGGAAGAGCUGCAACCAUACGGAGCAGUGCACUUCCAACGCGGUGUGCAGCUCGGAGACGAAGGUCUGCACCUGCUUCCACGAGUACUUCAAUGAGUCGGGGGAGUGCAAACCUCGCCGCAAUGCCCAGGUAGCCUGCCAGGAAACGUAUCAGUGCACACACAACGCUCUGUGCGACCCUGCGAAAAAAACCUGCCAGUGUCUGGAUGCUUACUACAAUGAGACCGCGGGGAACUGCCUCCCGAGAAUUCGGACUGACGCCAAGUGUCAGUACACUCACCAAUGCGUCCACAACGCCCUGUGUGACCUUUUUACCACGACCUGCCUGUGCCUUGAUAACUACUACGACACGCCUGAAGGAUUCUGCGUGGGAAGAUUCAAAAUAGGCAGCGACUGCAACUUCACAGAGCAGUGUACGCCAAACGCCGUUUGCGAUGAUACGUCACACAGCUGUAUUUGUAAAGAAACCCAUUAUAAUGAAUCGGGCGUCUGCCAUCUGAGAAUUCCAGUCACCGACAUGAAUGCUAUCGGAAACAACUGCCAGCAGUCUCACCAGUGCACGCACAACGCCAUCUGCACUCCUCUGGUCAACAAGUGCGCAUGCCUGCCCCAUUUCUAUAACGAGAGCGGCGCGUGCAAGCCCAGAAUUCCUUCCGGUCAAUUCUGCAAAGAGGAUUACCAGUGCACGCUCAAUUCAACCUGCAAUCUGAUAGCCAGACAGUGUCAGUGUCUGCGAGGCUACUACGAUGACAAAGACGGCCUCUGCCAGGUCCGCAUCGUCGCAGAGUCGUCCUGCAAUGAAACCCACCAAUGCACGUACGACGCCGAAUGCCUCCCGCCAAAAAUGAGGCCUCGGCCGAUUUUUAACUCCACGAGCGGUAUGCUGGUGAAUGCAGGGGAAGACUUGACCUGCCAGUGUAAAGAUUUAUUCUUCAGAAACGGAACUAAAUGUGACCCUUCCAAAGGUCCAGGGAAGCCAUGCACAGGUCUGGGUCAGUGUGUACACAAUGCCGAAUGUCAAACGCCGUUCGGGGGUGUCUGCCUGUGCUCUAACACACAUUACCCGGAGGGAAACGAGUGCCCGCAGAAGAAGCCGCCCCUGAUGCCUUGCACCCACGACUCCCAGUGUGUUUUCAACUCAACGUGCAAUAAAAUAGAAGACAUCUGUCGUUGCAAGAAAGGCUUCUAUGAGACAAGCACGGAGUGUGUCACCAGCAUACCCGCUGGAAAGUCGUGCACAGCUCCGGGUCAGUGUGUUGACUUGGCCGAAUGCGACUUGACCAAUAUGACCUGUGUCUGCCUUGCGGGGCACUUCGACGCCGGGGGCUCGUGCUACAAGAAGAUCAACGCGGGUGGCUCCUGCACCCAGAAUGGACAGUGCGCAAACCACUCCGUUUGCAACACGACCACCUCGCAAUGCGAGUGCGUGCCGGACUACUUUAAUGAUUACGGCGUCUGCAAGGUGAGGGUCAAGGUCGGGAAGUACUGCGACAAUUUCGGCCAGUGCAUCCACAACGCGGAGUGCAACAUCCAGACGAAUCUCUGUGUUUGUAACAAGGAUUACUACAGACAGGGAGACGGGUGUGUCCCUAGGAUAGAUGCUGGGAAAAACUGCAGCAGCAUCGGUCAGUGUGUCCACCAAGCCGAGUGCGACAUGUCCAAGCUGGAAUGCAAGUGUCAACCGGACUACUACAAUAACGCCGGGAAGUGCGACCUUCGUCUCAAAGCUGACCAGAAAUGUCUCGCCCUUGACCAGUGUAUAAAGAACUCUGAAUGCAAUUUGACAACGGGGGUCUGCGAGUGCAACUUAGGGUACUUCUCGAAAAAUGGAGAGUGCGUCACCCUUUUGGACCAUGGCUCCAUAUGUGACAACGAAAACCAGUGCACCUUUAAUUCAUCUUGCGAGUUUGUGACAAAGUAUGUCAAAAAAUGUGUCUGCCUGCAAGACUUUUACAUUGAGAAUGGGAAAUGUAAAGAAAGGCUAGGCGCCAAAGAGCCUUGCUCCGGGUUUGGGAAAUGUGUGGCCGAUGCAGAGUGCUCUCCUUCUUCUAGCCUCUGCGAGUGCAAAACUGGGUAUUUCGUAAGGUUGGACAAUGCAAGCAAAAACACUUGCUACCAAGUGAUUGAGGCAGGGGCGCCGUGUGAGACGAACGGUACCUGUGUUCAGAAUGCCUUCUGCUCUCCCAACAAGACUUGCCUUUGCGAGCUGAAUUACUUUCACUACCACGGCACAUGCAAGCUGCUCACGCCCGCUAUGACAACUUGUGAUCCAAACUCUGACAGGUGCGUAGAGAACGCAAAAUGCACAACAAACUCUGGGGGUGUCAGCCCGACAGUGGACCAGUCCAUGGUCUUCUACCCACAGCUUAACUCCCCUUCCCUCUCUUACUGCAAAUGCAAUGAUGGUUAUUUCCCUUUUACCAACGCUUGUAUCCCUUUGAAAAAGGUAGAAGAGAGAUGCUGGGGGGUCGGCAUGUGCGUCGCAGGGUCAUACUGCUCGCCCACCGAUGGCUGGAAAUGCAAGUGCGAGCAGAUAUACUUCAGGAAUGAGAGCGACCUGUGUGCGCCAAGAAUCUUCGCCGGCAGAACCUGCUCAGCGCCGGGACAGUGCAUCGCCAAUGCAGAGUGUAACGUUAAUGCCUCCUCGUGUGUGUGCGAUAAAGACUAUUACCAAGACAAGCUGGACCUCUGCGUGCCAAGAAUCAAGGCCGAGCUCCCAUGCGGCAACAUAGGCCAGUGCAUCCACAACGCGGAGUGUGACGUCAAAACGAUGCAGUGCCUGUGCGAUGCGGAGUUUUACAACGAGGCUGGAAACUGCACAGAGAGGAAGAAGGCCGGGCGAGAAUGCACCCGCCCUGGCCAGUGCGUGGCUAACGCAGAAUGCAACCUGUCUACGAGUUUCUGCGAAUGCAACAGCGGAUACUUCAAUGAGGGAGGCGCGUGUAAGACGCUGAAGCCGCCUGGAGAGAACUGUAGGGUCUCCACGCAAUGCACUUUCAACGCCGACUGUGUCAACCUUGUACUGAACAACAGCACAGUGUGCAAAUGUAAACCCGAAUACUUCCCGGAAAUGGGCAAGUGCCACCUGAAGAUCGGACCGGCCAAGAUGUGCAGGAAUCUUGGUCAGUGUGUGGUCAACGCCGAGUGUGAUCCAAUCAAAUCCAUUUGUGAGUGUGACAAAGGCUACUAUGCAGGUUUUCUGCCUGAUGACCCUCGUGGAACCUGUCUUCCUUUGAUCAAGGCCAAUGGUGUGUGCGAAUCAAAUGGGACUUGCGUGACAAACUCACUUUGUUAUGAUGGUAUCUGUACCUGUGUGGACAACUUUUAUGCUAGAGAUGGUGUGUGCAGAGACUUGCUGAAACCAGGUGCCACUUGUGAUGAUUUGGACAAAUGUGUUGAACUCAGCAGUUGUGAGAAAAUAUCCAAUGUAUCUGGUGCUGCUGAAUGCAAGUGUAAUCCUGGAUACUAUGCUGAGAAAGAGGUGUGUAGAGAUGUACACAAGGCUGGUCAGCCGUGUUCUGGCCGUGGCCAAUGUGUCAGUGGGGCAGAGUGUAGCACUGAGCUAGGUUGGGUGUGUACAUGUGGAGCGCAGUAUUACCAAGAUGACUAUGGAGUUUGCUACUUAUACAAACUUGAUGGUACACCCUGUAACUCUACAAAAGAGUGCACAAAAAAUGCAGACUGUAAAGAUGAUGCAAACAACGUUGAAGACAAACCUAACAAGAAUGAGAUUCUAUGUCGGUGUCAUACAAAGUUUGUCAGCUCAGAUGGAUAUUGUGUCCUUGAUCCUGACCUCAUAGAGGAUUCAUCAGUGCCGACAGUGGUUUUAAUUUCAGCUAUAAUAGCAGCCCUGCUCUUCCUUCUUUGUUAUUUUGCUUUAUUCCUGAUCUUGUUCAGGAGAAGGAAGCAGAAGCGAAAGGCAGCAGAAGAAUCCCUGAGCACAAUCUCUGACAGCGGAAGCAUGACUAGCUCUUUGAAGCCUCCGAGGCCAUACCUAGGUUAUGCUGUCCCAUUCUACAUGCCUCCACCACCAUCCAUCAACAGUGGGGGCAAUGGGAAGUCCCCCGUGUCAGACCUGACCAUGGAGUUUUACAAAACCAAGAAAGGGGCAGCUGGUGGCAAAAGCCAGGAUGUUAUAAGUGCGUCUAUGAAUUUGGAUGAGGAAGAUUUAUAGGAACUUUGUUGUAAGGGUUGAUUGUAUCCUAUUUAUAUUUUACACUUUUUGACACCCAUAAGCUAUGGCGUGCAAAUUUAAUUUGCUGUAUUUACUGGAGCCGAGACAGUGAGUGGACAAGUACUUUGGCUUCCAAAUCAAAGGAUCUCAAGUUCAAAUGUUGAUGAAUGUUGGAGAUAAAAUUCUGGGUUUUAAAGAGCCAUUGAGCCCUCUCAGCUGUCAUGAAAAUGUCAAAUUUUUUGUGGGGGGAAAAUAAAAUCAAUUGAUCAUUCGUUAUGAUAGACACAUGAAACUCAUUAAUUGUUUUAGAAACCUCUCUUUACUUCAUGUACUGACACUGACUGAUGGAUCUGAAAUGAAAAAUUUAGUUAAAACAAAAAAACAUGUUUUUCAUCUUGUAUUAUAUAACUACAUCGUUUCAAGAUAUUAACAAAAUGUAUGUAUAUAUACUAAUUUGUAAACAUAUUCUUUAUAUAUAUUUUUAUACAUACAAUAUAUUUUAGUCUAAAUGUGAAUGAUGUGUUAAACUGUUCAAUACUUUUGUUACAAAUUAAAAUGACUGUGUGUUUAUAUUAUUGGUGAACAUAAAUUACUCAUUUAUUUAUUAAUUUCUUUUUUUUAUAUGAAAGACACUUUGCAAUAAAAUAAAUGCUUUGUUUUGAUGUACUAAUAUUCAUUAUUACGAAUUGAUCAAUAUGAAAUGGUCAUGUACAGUUUUCACAUUUAAUUCUUAUUUUUGUUUUUAUUAAAUCAGUUUUUUCAUUUAUCAUUUUUUAAGACUGAAAAGCAUAAUAUAUGUUAACUAAUCUGUUCCAAAUGUAAAAUUAUUAUUAUUGUACUUGAGAUAAAUCUUCAUUUCUGUACAUGUUAAUUCUCAUUUCUGUACAUGUUAAUUCUUAUGAUGACCACUAUAAACUUGUGCCUGUGUACAGGUAAACCUGAGUUUCACCUUGCAUCAUAGCCAGAACUUACAGGCUUCGUACUACCUCUUUGUAAGUUAGUCACACUCUAAAGAAAAGUAUGGACAAGAAACACAUAAGAAGUGUGAAGUGAAUGUUUGAAAUAUGUUACAAUUCAUAAAUGGAGUUCAUCUUGAAAUAGUUCUUGGACAGAAUGCUCAAUAAAAUGUCUUCAAUUUGUCUUUGGAGUUUGUAUUUCAUUCGAUACUAGUUAAAUUCUGGAAACAUUUGACAAAAGUCAAAUCCUUUAAAUCUUUUUGUUGAAAUGUUUGAAAUUUUGGAGUUUCAACUUUUGUGAAUGCUUGUUGCAAAGAGUCUCUAACAUAUCAACACUUUAAGCCAAGCUGUGCAAGAAGCCAGACGUGGAUUGGCUAGAAAAGUUACUACUUUAGUAAUACGGUUGCUACGGUUUGCAACUGAUUAGAUAAAUGUAAAAAAAAAAAAUCCUAUAUGCUUUAUACUGAAAGAAAGGAACAAAAAAUUGUAUGUGCUUCUUUUAAAGGUACCGGCGGUAUGAAACUUUUUUUUUUUUACAAAGCUUUUAUCAACUCACUUUGCAUGGGAGGAUACUUCUACAACUUUUUUUCUCCCAUUCUCUGAUCAAGUUGAAAUUUUGCACAAUUUUUAUUGUCGAAGAUAACACAUGAAUCAAUAAAAAAAAUUAACCAAUUAAAUAAUCAAUUAUUGACAAUUAAUUUAUUAUGAUUUAUAUAGAAAAGGGGGAGAUAAACUUUCAAUAUUGAGAGAUAAAGCAGCAGUUAUUGGAGGGUCCUCUCCCUUUAAUCAAUACAAGCAUUGUUUUUAUAAAAGUUUUUUUUUUUAAUUUAUAUUCUUAAAAUAACAUGCCAUUGGUAAUGGCUAAGACUGUAGAUAGCUGAUAAAUGUAGAUGUUGGCGUGAGUUUGUAAAUACAACCAACAACAGAACAGUUAGUAGAUAAACUUAAUAACUCCUGCUGGUAAC